UGUCUCUUCAAAAUGCUGACCGUAGGGCGGUGCGUGCCACUUUUUACCCUAAUAUACUACGCUGUAGGUGCAAUAUCCUUCGGCGUGUUGCGGGGCAGAAGACCGUUAGAUAUAAUCAUGUUUCCAUUGGAAUUCACAACCACAGGCGGUCUGGAACAUGUGGAAAACUACGUUCGGAUAAUAUAUGGAUUCUACGUGGAAGGUGCGAUGACGCUACUGUCUUGCUCUCUCGCAACACUGCGCAGGCACAGCAGCUCGACUAUGAACGUAAUGUCAGAGAAAUACAGACUGUUCUCCUCAGAAGAAUAAUAAAACACAUCCAUUUUCCCCAACGAAGUAAUAAUAUAACCACAAUCAUAGAUUAACUUUAUGUUGUGACCACAACGUGAAA
This is a messenger RNA of Diatraea saccharalis (sugarcane borer), 391 nucleotides long. The record is from the annotation of a GenBank genome assembly. Lineage: Eukaryota; Metazoa; Arthropoda; Insecta; Lepidoptera; Crambidae.